UUCUAUCCGCGAAUUCAGCCAUAUCGUGAAAAAAAACAACAAUUUGAAUUUACAUUCCCGGAAUCCGACUCACCCUAAUAUACAACGAAAAGAAUAGCCGCCAUACCAGCAGCAGCAAGAACAGCAGUAAAAGAAAUUGAAAAAAAGGAGUAACAAUACUUUUUGGGAAAAUGUCGUUUAAAUCACUUUUGAGAUUUUAUCUGAUUGCGUUUGCCGUCGUCUCGACAAUUCGAAUUGAAACGGAAGCGCAUCCACUUACAUUCAACUCGGAUAUUUGUAUCAUAGAUGUAAAAAAUAAUUUGGGAGAGCCGCAACCACUCUUGUUAAAUUCACAAACCGACGAGUUUCGAUUGCCAAAAUUGAGCGACGGUAAAAUUGAAUUUUCUCGGAAUGAAACCAUCAAACUCUAUUGCUCGCAUGGUUUUCGCUCGCCUUUCGAUGGCAAAGAAUCGAUUUUUGCAUCGUGCGUUGCCGGCAAGCAAUUCAAAGUCGAUAAAACUGUGGUUGAUUUCUCAAAAUUUGUGUGCAAUAAAAUAACCGAGCAUACGAUACGUCGAACGAAUGACAGUUGUAUGGACGGUAUAAUUGUUGAAAUUGGUUUUCAAAUCCAAUCCAAAUGGUUGCAUUUGAUGAGAGUGUGUCACAACGAAACAAUUGGUGCAACGAAUUGGGUGCACUAUAAACAACUGCCAUCAAAUCGUGGCUAUCAAAAGUCACUAACAAGAGUACGGUUCAGCCAAAGCAAUUUUUAUCAAGGUCUCAAGGUGGACGAACUAUAUUCACGAAAUAAUCAAUUAGAAACAUGCUCAUCCAUUCUCCAAUCAAAAACGAUUUGUAAUAAGUUGAUAAAUAGUAAUGGUGAUCUCUUUUUAUCACGUGGUCAUCUGGCCGCACGCUCUGAUUUCAUCUUGUAUGCACAUCAAUUGGCAACAUUUCAUUAUAUAAAUUCAGCACCACAGUGGCAAUCAUUCAACGGUGGCAAUUGGGCUGUACUAGAAGAGAACUUGAAACAUUACAUCGAUCAACAAAACUUGAAUGCAGACAUUUACACCGGAACACAUGGUAUUUUACAAUUCGAUGAUCGAAAAGGAAAAUCACAAAAUUUGUAUUUGUCAUCGAAUACGAAAUCAAAGUUUUCUCAAAUUCCUGUGCCAAAAAUAUACUAUAAAAUUGUUGUCACAGAGAAUAUGGCGGGUAUAGUUUUUGUUGGCGUCAAUAAUCCGCAUGCCAGUUUAGAGGAAAUCAAACAAAACUACAUUUACUGUGAAAAUGUGAUAUCCAAAGUGAAUUAUAUUCCAUGGCAGGAAAACGUACGAAAAGGUUAUAUGUACGCUUGUUCAAUCGACGAAUUCCUAAAAUUUGUUCCGAGUUUGGCGACAAAAGUUCCAAAAACAAAUCGGAUAUUACUCUUUUUGGUAUGUGGCAUUCUUGUUUCGGCUGAAGCUCGUACUACACCAGUAGGAUGUUUGGUGAACAUAAAUGUUGACUUAGCUGCACCAGAGCCGCUGUACUUCUAUUAUAAUACAACUGAUUAUGUGACAACAGCCACUGGCACCAGCGAAUUUUAUUUGGAUAGCCAACAAAAAAUCGAGCUUUUUUGUUCGGACAGUUUUCGUGAUCCAUACGAAGGCGAUACGCUUAUAGCUACUUGCAUUUCGGGCAAUCAAUUUCAAAUUGAAAAUAAAUCAGGCUAUCUUGCGGAUGCUAAAUGCAAUAACUAUCCCAAUCACACAACCCGAUUCACCGACCGAACUUGUGUUGUCGGUAAAAUUGUUGAAAUUGGUUUCGAAGUUAAAGGUAUUUGGUUACCUAUCAUGGAAAUUUGUCAUGACAACAAAAUCGGCUCAACAAAAUGGGUACACCAUCAAUUGAAACCAAACAAUAAUUAUCAUCAGCUUUACGUGGAACGCAUUCUAUUUAUCCAAGGUGCUUUCUAUACUGGAAUCAAUCCAUUUCAGUUGUACACGAGAAUUGUACAACGAAAAACAAUUGCACAAAUUUUAGACUCUGAAAAAUUGGCCGCAGAAAUUAUCGCGGAAAAAGGUGAUUUGUUUCUUGCUCGAGGUCAUUUGGCUGCAAAAAGUGAUUACAUUUUUGCACCGCAUCAAUUGGCGACAUUUUAUUACAUAAAUGUGGCACCACAGUGGCAAACAUUCAACGGUGGCAAUUGGUUGUGCAUCGAGCGAGGUGUGAGAAAAUUCAUCGAACAACUUAAUGUUGAUGUUGACGUGUAUACUGGAGCCCAUGACGUACUCACAUAUCCAGAUAUUAAUGGAAAACAUCGCGAAAUCCAUUUAUCAUACGACAGCGAAGGUUCCAAGACGAAUCGAAUUCCGGUACCACGUUUCUACUAUAAGGUUUUGAUUGCAGAAACCAAAAAUGCGGGUAUCGUCUUCAUCGGAUUGAAUGAUCCAUAUGCGAGCAUAGAAUCGAUUGAAAAUGAGUAUAUGCUUUGCCCGGAUGUAAGUGAAAAAGUCAAUUAUAUUAAUUGGAGUCGAACGAAUAUCACUGCAGGAUAUUCUUAUGCAUGUUCUGUUGACAAUUUUGUUAAAGUUGUUAAGGAACUUCCAUCGCUUCCACGGGUCAAAAAUUUGCUCAUUUAAUUCUAAUUAAUUUUAUUUCAAUUCAUGUACCACAGUCCUAUUUUCUAAUUAUUUGCAAUUUUUGUAGAUUAAUUGCUAUCGUGAAGUUGUGAAAUAAUUUUUGAUAAGAAAAAAAAGUUCAAAUUUACCAAUUUUACCUUUUGAAAAUAAAACUAGAAACUUCACAAAAACUAUGUAUACGUAAAACCAAAUUGAAAUUGCAUUCAUUCGAUUAAAUCAAACCAUUGAGAAUGAGUUUCAGUAUAA
Contarinia nasturtii (swede midge) is the source of this 2849-nucleotide messenger RNA. RefSeq lists its product as uncharacterized. The transcript is spliced from 10 exons. Gene Ontology annotation, biological process: apoptotic DNA fragmentation. The record is from RefSeq and is a predicted model, not a curated record. The coding region runs from base 171 to 2603 and encodes 810 amino acids. Gene Ontology annotation, cellular component: nucleus; mitochondrial inner membrane. Gene Ontology annotation, molecular function: metal ion binding; nucleic acid binding; RNA endonuclease activity. Lineage: Eukaryota; Metazoa; Arthropoda; Insecta; Diptera; Cecidomyiidae.